This is a messenger RNA of Stylonychia lemnae, 10821 nucleotides long. The record is from the annotation of a GenBank genome assembly. NCBI's taxonomy places the organism in Eukaryota, Ciliophora, Spirotrichea, Sporadotrichida, Oxytrichidae.
AUGUUUGAAGGAAUUUUAGAAAAGUUUUUAUAGCAAAAACUUGGAAAAUAUAUUGAAGGAAUCGACAAAUAGAACUUAAGUUUUGGUGUAAGAUAGUUAGAUUUAAUAAUAUAGAUCUGGAAUGGUAAUAUAUUACUCGAAAACCUCAAGAUCAAGCCAAAUGUUUUCGAGAAUCAUGGUCUACCACUUCGAUUAAAAUUUGGUAAAAUUAAGAAGCUCAGCAUAAAAGUUCCUUGGACAAGACUGACAAGCUCUCCAGUGGAAUUAACUCUUGAAACUCUCUACUUAGUUGUUGUUCCUAAGCACUAAGAUGAAUGGGAAAUUAUCGACAAUUGGAGUUUUUAGUAUAAAAAGAAAUUGUUAGAUGAAUUCACUUAAAUAAUGGCUGCCAAUCUAAAAUUGGCUCUAUAAUCAAAGAAAGAUUAGAAAGAAGAUGGCUAUGUUGAUAGAUUAGUUACAAAAAUCGUAGAUAACUUACAACUUAGAAUUCAAAAUAUCCAUAUUAGGUACGAAGACUCAGUUUCGAUGCCUGGAAGAUUCCAUUCUCAAGGAUUUACUUUGAAAGAGUUAAGCAUAAAUACUACCAAUGGAAACUGGGACUCAACCUUUUACGACAGAAUGAUGAAAGAAAACAAAGAUAAGCCAAUCUAUAAAAGAUUAAAAAUUGAUGGACUUGCCAUAUAUCUCCAGGUCGAUGAUGAAAUCUAACUUUCAAAUUUCGACCAAUAAAAUGAAGAACUAAAAAUUCAAGAUUCAAAUCGAGGGGAAUCUGAUGAGGAUUCUAGAAUUGAAAAGAUGAUGGAAUCAAUGUUCAGUAAUGGUGAUGAAUAGAUCGCUGACAUUUCAUAUUUCAUUUAGCCGAUCAAACUUGAAAUAAGACUAACUUAAAUUACAAAGAUUGACAUGGAAAAGCCAAUGUUUGAUGUUGAGGUUAUUUUAAGCGAAUUCAGUUUGACUAUUUAGAAAAAACAAUAUGAAGUAAUAUUCAAGUUCAUUGACUUUAUUCAAUAAUACUAGAAAUUCAGAUAGCAAGGACCAAUAUUCCCAAUUUUCUAUGAGGAAACUAAAGGAUGGGAUAUGCUCAGAAGAAGUUUUAGUCAGUAAAUAGCUUAAAAGAUGAACAAGAAGAAAAAUAUUUAGAGUAAAAACGCAGAAAUAACUUAGACAGUAGAAGAAGCUGAGAUUGAUGUUGAUGAUGAUGAUGAAUUCUUCGAUGCUUUGGAAGAAUAAGUUUCUAAAGAAUAGGAUAUCAAAGAAGAUUAGCUAGAGAUUUAGGAAUCGUUUAAGGAUGUUGAGGCCUAAUUCUAAAAUAAUAAUGCAGUUGAGUGGUGGAAAUACGCAAUUGGUUCCGUUUUGAAAGAUAUUAGGUUUAAGAAAGGAUCUUGGACGGAAUUCAAGUUAACCAGUUGGAGGAGAAAGCAGUACUCAAGAUUAUUAAUCCAACUAGUGCGAAAAUGCUUAAAUGAUGAUUACAUAAUUUAAUACGAGAAACUCAAAGAAGAAGAGAGAUUUCUGUAUAACCACAUUAUCUAGGCUAAUGAUCUUCAAGAUUUAUAGAAUUGGAUUGGAGUAGUAAUUAAAAAGAAAAUUGAAAAAGAAUAGCUGUAAAAGGAACAAGAGUCAAAAGAUGGAAUCUUAUCAUACUUUUUAUCUUGGGGAGGAGUCAUGACUGCGCAUAAGGAAGAAUAAAAAACAGAGGAAGUAGAUGAGGAAGAAUUCGUAUUAAAUGAUGAAGAAAUAGAUUCAAUCAGGUAAUCAAUAAAAAACUCAUUAGCUGAAUUGCCCUCAUUUGACAUUAAUGAUCUUAAUCUUACCGAAGAAUAGAAGAAAAAUAUCAUUAAAUUUAAGCUGCAAUGCUAAUUCAAAAGUGGAAAAAUCAACUUAAUUGAUGAAAACGGUUAAAAGGAUAAAACUAUAGAAUUUGUGCUAUUUUAACAGGACAUGAUCGCAGAUUUUCUCUUAAGAAGAAAUGAGACAUUUGAGCUCAUGAUUAGAAACAGAGAUGCUGGUUUAUUGUUUAUAGAGAGAAAUUUAGAAAAAGAGAUAAUCUCCAAGAAACAUAUUGUUGGAAAACUAAAUCACAAUAAAAUGUAGCAAAAUGAAGAUCAUCAAGAAAGCGUGGAUGAAAACUAAGAGAUCCAAUAAUCAGAAGGACAAUCUGAAGAAUGCCUCUGGGAAAUUAUUAUCUACAAUCAGAGUGAAAAACUAGAUUCUCCUAUCAAACUGGUUUAUGAUGCUGCAGGCAUAUCUGCUAUUGCUGAUUUCUUCAAAGAAGACUACACAGAAGAAAUUAGAGCAUAAGCCCUAGAUAAACUAUCAUCAAUCAAAGACUAGACCUCAGUCUCAGUAUAGGAUCUUCUCUAUAAAAAAUCGAACAACUUCAAAAUCAAAAUUGCCUCUCCAAUUAUUGAAAUUCCAUUCAAAGCUCACAACAGUGAGUUUGUAGGAGAACCAGAAUAAUAUAGAGAUAGGACAUGGCUUGUCAACCUUGGAAAUAUUUAAUUUGAAAAUAGCAAUGAAAACGAGGACAAAGUUGAUUAAUAUGAGAGAUUUUAUCUAAGAAUAGACUAAAUGGGUCUUUAAUAUAUCAAGCAAGGUCAUUGUGCUGAGGUUCUUGAGGAAGUUACUUUGAAAUUAGACGUAGGUGUAAAAAAUAAGCUCAAAGCAGCAAUACUUUAGUUAGAUAGUGAAAAUCAAAAUAGUUUAGUAUAUCCAGAGGUGAUUAUUAAUGCCAAUUUGCCUGAUCUUAAUCUAAAUAUGAGUCCCGACAUUUAUAAUGGCUUAGUCAACCUUAAUGAAGUCUUAAAGAGUAAAGGAGCAGAAGAGGAUUUACUUCAGCUGAAAAAUACGAAGGAUCAGCUCAUCAAAGAUUCAUAUUUCUAGUCUGAUUUAUUAGCCAGGGGUAUUUAAGGAUCUUAUCUUUAUUUCUAUAAGGAAAAGAGAGAGUUGAUGCCUUUGUACUAUAUAUUUUUGUCUGAGUGCGAAAUAGUUUCAAGAAUAAGUGAGCCUGAAAUUCAAACAUUAAAUGUCGAUAGCAAGGAGUUAAAGUUUAUGCUCUUGGUAACAUAAAAAAGUGGCUAGAAAAUUUAUUUAAAAUUCUAAGACAAUCAAUAAAAAGAUGAUUUUAAACAAAAAUUCAUACUGAAAUAACAAGAGAUGAUGCAGGGUCAGUAUUAAGUUAAGGGGAGGGAAGCCAUAUCUGAAAUAAUUCAUAAAAAUCCAAAUGAAAUCGGACUAAUUCUAAAUUUCGCUGUUGGAAAUAUCUAAUUAAAGAUAUGGAAUCAAACUGAUUUUAUACCAUAGAAAAAUAGAGAGGCUAAUAAUAAAUUUUGGCUUUUGGCAAAAAUAUCGAACAUGAAUCUUUAAAUUACUAAAUAUGUCUAUGAAGUUAAACUCAAAUUUGAUUUAUCAUCAAUAAUGAUAGAAGAAGCUUAAGAUCUAAAAAAGGUACUACUAAAGAAUGAGGAGGGCAAGAAUCUUUGUGAAAUUUUAAUUGAUGUUUAUGAUAUAUAUUCUCCCAAUAUUGAAGACUGUGAAAUAAAAGUUGUUGCAAAUCUUGGUAAACUAUAUUUGCUAUUUGAACCAAUUACUAUAAAUGAAACAUUAAAAUUUUUCAGAAAUGUCAAAUCAUCUAGAAAAUAAGACAUAGAGAGUUUGAAACAUAAGCUAAUGCAUCAAGAUGGAGAUUAAAAUGAUAUGCUAAUUUAGAAAAAAGUAGAUGUUUAGACAUGCAAGUCAAUAAAUUUAAUACUCAUUAAAGCUAUAAUCAAUGCUAGUGGAAUAUCAAUAGUUAAUUGCCAUCAUAAAUAUAGAACUCCAUUGUUUGAAAUGAAUAUAGGAGAUUCAAAAUUCAGCUAUGAAAUGCAUUAUGACCAUGAUAUAAUUGAAGGAACCUUCACAGAUUUUAUUGUCUACGAUUUAACAUCAUAUCCUAAGACGAUUGAUCCAAGAAACGCAGAAUAAGCGGAUUUAAAUAAGAUCAGUAAAUUGGAGAAAAGAGAAAUUAUCGGUUGUAGGGAUAAAGAUGGUAUUAAGAGCAACUAAGUGUACUUCAAGACAAUUCUUUAUACUGAAACUUGUCCUCUUAGGAUCCCACUAAUGACAUCCCAACUUAUUCUGGAUAUUAGUGCCAUAAAAAUAUUAUACAUCUAUGAACUAGCUUUUAGGCUCUAGGAUUAUUUUUUCGACAAAUUUUUAUGGGCUGUUACAGACACAGACCCUUAUGUAUGUAUGAUUGAAAAUUAAUCAGACGCAGCAAUCAGCAAUAUUGGAUCUUAAGAUAAGCAGACAAUAAUGAAUUUUGAUCUAAAAUAGAGUAAAAAUGAAAUGGUUAUGGAUAUUAAAAUUCAUAGACCUUAUGUAAUUCUUAAAGAUAGGCCAUAUUCCAACUAAAAGAUUGAGGUUGAUCUUGGAGAAAUGACAAUAACUUGCGAAGAACUAGUUGAAGGCAAAAGAUUUUACAACUGCCCAGAGAAAGAGGUUCUGCUGACCAAUUAUAUUAUAGAAGCCCUAGAUUUAGGAAUCAAAUAUAUAGAUGAUAAUCAAGAAUUUCAGUUAACAGAGGAUUUUGAAUUGAAAGUAGAUUUUUCAAAUUUAAACCACUCACCUUAUUUAAAGGAUAUCGAUACUCACGACUUUGAUAAAUCUUAUAAUGUGCUAAUCUAGUUUAAGCCGCUCUUGCAAUUAAAAUUGACUUAAGAAAUCUAUACUUUUAUUCUCAAGUUAAUAGAUUUAAACUUUUCCUAUACAGAUUAUUUGGAUGAAUUCUAUUAUUUUAAGAAUGAAGAAGAGUACUUUAAAACAAAAGAUGAGCUGAAGAAAGCAUAAACUACUUUUAUAACUUGUUACACUCAGAUAAGUUUUUAUGAAAAAGAUUAGUUAAUUACAUAGCUGGGUUUCAAGGAACCUAAUUUUGUCAUCGAUGUAUUUUUGAAUAGAAGGUACAACUAUGAGAUAACAUUUGAACAGAUUUGCUGCUUUUACACAUAGGGGGAUCUAAAGCAAUUACUUUUUGGCAAACUUAGGCAGCUUCAUAGGAUUCCUUAAGAUUAAGAUCCACUCGAUGUUCUAGCAAUGUAUCAAGAAGAAGAGAAUGAUGGUGAGCAGUAACCUUAGCAAACAAACUAACUAAAAAUCAAGAUUUCAAUGUAUCCAAAUGGAGCAAAAGAUUUUGUGGUUUAAGCUGGUCAAAUAAAAGUAUUCGUGCAUCCUUACUUUUACCUAAUACUUUACAAUUUCUUCACAGAAGGAAUGCCCACUUAUGAUAUUAACAGCUUUGACAAGCCAAAUGAAUACAAUUCUAACAUUGAAGACUUGCCAGAAAUGAAGCUGGAAUUUAAACUUAAAGAUACUUUAGUUUGCUUUGCUCCUGAAUAGUAACAGCAGGAAAAAUAAUAUAAGACUAUUGCAUGCUAGUCAUAUUUAGAAUAUGAAUUCAAGAGAGAAAAAAUCAGAAGAAUUAAGAAUCAAAUGUGGGAACUGUAUAAAGAAUCUGAUUCUUAAGAUCUAUUAGGUAAAAAGCCUGUUUAACUUCCUAUAUCUUGGAUGAGAUUAUAAGGGAUUUCCGUUUGUCCAUUUAUUUGCGAGCUAGAUGAUCUUGAAACUUAUGAGUUUAAUGAUAUAAGCAAGAGAUAGAUUAUUUCUCCUUUUAAUAUUUCAUACUUUUACGCAAGAUAUCUUCAAUUCAGACCAGCUGAGAAUAAAAUCAUAAACUACGAAAAAAGUGAAAUAAAAAUGGACAUGAUUAUGCUUAAAAUCUCCUAUUAUGAUGCCAAGUUACUUUAUGAACUUUCCUAGGAAUUUUCUGCUAGUUUUAUUAAAUUUAACGACUAUUACUCAGAGUGGUUAAAGAAAAAGACUUAGUAGGAAAUGAUAGCCAAUUAGCUAUUUAUGUUUGACUAGGAUUAAUAGAUACUCAAAAGAAAUGAAUCUAAUGUUUAUAAGUCUACUUAAAAAGCACUGGAAAUGCUAACUUCUUUAGGAGGAAGAAAAAAUACAUUCAAGCCUAUGAGAAAAGACUAGUUGAUUGAAGAAGAAUUUAAAAAUGAAAGUUUAGCUUUUAACCCCAGAAAAACAUUCCAAGAGCACUAUGAUUAGGAAAAUAGGAUUGAUUCUCUUGAAAUUGACUACGAUAAAAUAGAACAAAGAUUGAAGAGGAUAUAAUCUUCGGGUAUUUAAAUCGUAGUCAUUAAUGAUUAUAAUAAUACAUUCUACCCCGUUAUUUCAGCAAAUAUCUAUAACUUCCUCUAUAAAAUGCAGGAAGAAUAUGAUAAAAAGGUAGGCGAUACAUAAAUAAAGGGAAUGGUUAGUUAUUACAAUUCCAUAGCUGGUGAAUGGGAACCUUUAAUUGAGAAAGUCAAGAUUUAAUAUUUAUCAGAGAGCCAGGAUUAGUAGACAAAGAUACUACUUUAAUGUAGAAAUGACUUAAAUUUAAAUUUCACUGAGUAGCUCAUGCAGACUUUGAUUAGCACUUACAAGUAGCUUGAUGAUAAAGAAUAAGAAGAGAGCUCAUAAAUGCAAAAUCUUAUCAAAGAUAACAGAACCACCUUUAAUAAUAGUGUUGUUUCAAGUAGCACCAUGAAAAAAUAAGGAAAGAUCAACAAUGAAUCUAAUAAAAAUGAAUAUAAAGUAACUCCGUAUACUAUUGUCAAUUACUCUGCUAAAAGUAUUGUAGUCAAAAGAGUGUUUUCGAGUGAUUUGAAUAAAAGAAAGAAAUCCAAUAUCCCAAAAGAAUAUAGCUUAAUGCCAGGUGAAUAAGUUGACUAUGAAGUUGAUUAUGAGGAAGAAGCCAAAUAACUAAUGAGAAUUUCAAGGGAUGAACUAGUCAGAAAACAUGAUUACAUAAAUGUAAUAUUUAAUUAAGGAAUACCGAGCAGUGAUAUUAAAGAUGACUACAUUGGAUUCGGAGUAAAAUUUGAAAACAUGAGGAAGGUGUUUAUGCUUAGAUCCCCAUAUGUGGUUAAUAACAUGACAGAUUAGGAUUACUAGCUUAAAAUUCUAGAGGAAGAUGGAAAAACUAUAAUUAAAAUUGUUGAAUUUAAACCAAUGCAAUGUUACCCAAUCGGGUAUGAAGAUAUGAAUCAGAGAUUCUCAAUUAGCAGUGCCUUAGCUCCUAACUAAUGGUCUAAUUCAAUUAAAUUCAAAACCAUUAUUGAUAAAGUUCCUAAGAAUACCACUACCUAUCUUUAUCAUGGGAAGUAAUUUAGUGUGAUAACUAAGGAAAAAAGUGAAUUCAAAAAGUGCUACAAUAUCAAUAUCAAAACCCCAGUUAUAAUUAAAAAUGCACUUCCAUGCAAUCUCAGAGUAAGAAGCAAACUUAUCAUUGGUGAAAGGCUAAGACUAUCAAAGCAACCUUAGGAGGAGCAAGAAUAUGAAUAUGAAGUGAGAGAGUUCUUCAUCCCGAAAGGCUAGACUUUGCAACUCUAUAAUUACAAUCUCAAGAACAUGGUAAACUUCAUGUUUAAUCUAGACAAUGAACAAGGCCUGACAUAAUAAGAGAAUCAAGCUAUUUAAAAUCAAUUCUCUUGGUUGGAUGUGGCAAUUAAAAAUACAGAAUUUAGAAAUGAAAAAACUUUUAUUGUUAAAGAUGCAAAUAAUAAGGACAGCUAAUUGGAGGUUUGCGCUAAAAUGUCAUCGACAAGAUAGGCUGGUGUGCAGAUAACUCUUUACGUUAAGAAUGUAAUUAUUAACAAUACCGAUCAAAAGCUUCUAAUUUACUAUGAUAAGAAAACUCCUGCUGCUGGAUAAUAGUCUGCAUCUGAUAACUCAGUGGUGCUGCUUUCAAGUGUAAAAAAUAUAAUUUUGAUGUUGAUAUAGAAAUAAAAAGUAAUGGCAUGCAUCGAUACGGGGGUAAACGCUAAAAUAUUCUCAGAUCAUUUCAUAAUUGAUGUGGCUGCAGUUACUAAUACUAUACAAAUAAAGAAAUCAAAAUUCUCAGUAUUUGAAUUCAAAGUCAAGACUUAACUCUCACUUGCCUGUACAUAAUAAUCUGAAAUUUAUUUAUUCUAGGAUGAGAGUGUUGAAGAUCUGCAGAUUAUACUGUCUGGCUAGAGAAUGCCGUUUUUCUACAGUGAUGUUAGAAGGGCUCAUCUAAUAUCAUUUAAAUGCGUAGAAAGGGAGAAUGCGGAAUAUGACGAUUUAUCUCAUGAUUGGACAUUUAAAUUCUCAUUGAACGAAGUCGGACGUAUUGCUAUUAUAAACAGAAGCACGAAAUCAUUAAACCAAAGCAAGUUUAUUCUAGUUGAGAAAGAUCUUUAAGAGGCAAACUAAAUAAUGUUUGUUACAUUUUCAGAGGAAAAUCAGAAAUUUCCAACUUAUAAACUUGAGAAUAAGUCAAAGCUAGUCAAAUUGCAAUAUUAUCAAAAAGAUCAUCCUCAUAAUUCUGAUGUAUUGCUGCCUGGAAGAUCUUCCAUAUUUUCCUGGACUAAUCCCUAAGCUGAUCAGCAAAUAACACUUAAACUUUAUAAAGAAAGGCACGAGAUCGACCCUAAGAAUGAAUUCCAGAAAAUUGAUAUUCAGCCAGAUAAUCUUGAGCUUAAUCUAAAGAUAAAUCUUCCAUAAGAUAUGAAGAAAGAGGGGUAGAGAUUUUUAUUUGUAUAUGCAAUCACAAAUGGAUAUUCAAAAAUUGUUACAGUUUCUGAUAUCUCGCUUGAUGAAGUAUUAAAAAGAAAGAGUGAAGCGGAAAAAUCUGAGAUUGAUACCAUACCUAAGCAAGUUAUCGAUAUUCAGCUUACUUCUAUAGGAAUAUCUUUGCUAGUUAAGACUUAUUAGCAAAUUAGAAAGGAAUUUGCUUUCGUGUAUCUUGAGGGUAUCAAAUUUAUAGUGAUCGAAACUGAAGAUAAGAGAGAACUUCAGCUUAAGAUAAACUACUCUUAAAUAGAUAAUAACAUAGGUUCUAAACAGAUAUUCCCAAUAAUCAUGUAUCCGAAAGAUUUGGUUAAAAAGAGAGAUCAGAUAAAAAAGGCAUAGAAGGAGAAAAAAUCUACAAGCAAUGAGACGGUUAAGGACUUCUUUAAUUCAGCCAUAUUUAUGAGAAAAGAUGUGCCUAACGUUAUAUUCUUUGAGCAAAUUGAUUUCCUCAUGCAAACUAUGGUUCUUUAGAUGGAUGAUGAGCUGAUAGGAUAUAUCUAUAGAUUUUUAUCUCAAAUAACUGAUAGUCUUAAUACCAAUAUAACUGGAAUCCACGAAGUUUUUAGGUCUGGAAAUAUUGGAAAUGGGGAGGACUGGCUGAAUUAUGAUGAAUCAAUCGUAAAUUAACUUAAUCUAAGAAUGAAUGACGAAGGCUAACUUUAUUAAAUACAAGAAUCAAAUUAUGAGGAUAGUGAUGAUGAAGAAAGGAAAAAUGAGUCUAUGAAACAUAGUUAAGCUCUUAAAGAAGAUUUCUUUGAUACUGCUUUUAGAUCUUAGACCGAAGUUUAAACUUCUUAGAAUAAGCAGAAGUAUUAACUUUAACAAACUAUGUAGCUUGGUUCAACUAAUAAAUUAGAUCCUAAAAAGCCAAACACUCCAAGAGACCUUUCCAUUAGAAAGAGCAAUGCAUUCAGCUAGCAACACAGCUAAUCCUGGCUAAAUUACAAUAUAGAAAAUAAAGGUAAAAAGCUUUACAUUAGAGAGUACAAAUCUAGUCCAAUAGAAAUAGAACUUUCCUUUUUAUCAAGAGUAAAGAUGGAUAUUGACUAAGCAGAGAAAUAGUUUAGUCUGAUUGAUAAGUUUAGGACAUUUGGACUAACUCUAGCAAAUGUAGAUAAUGCUCCAAUUAGAAUAAAUUCUCUGAAAUCCCAAAACAUUUUUGGAACCCCUCAUGAAAUUGCUCAUCUGCUAAAUAAUCACUAUAGUGAAAGAUUGAAGAAAAAUCUAUUCAGUCUUGUUGGAUCAAGUAAUAUCUUAGGAAAUCCUACUAAUUUUAUUCAGCAUAUGGGAACAGGAGUCCAAGAUUUCUUCUAUAAGCCUAUUGAAGGAAUGGUCCAAGGACCAUUAGAAGGUGGAAAAGGGCUGAUUGAUGGAACAAGUAGUUUAAUCAAGAAUACUGUGCAAGGAACAUUUGGAUCAGCCUCAAAGAUGAUUUCAUCUGUUUCCAAAGGUUUACUGUUUAUUACUGAUGAUAUGGACUUUAUUAAUAAAAGAGAGGAGGAUAACAUGGAUAAGCCCAAGAAUGUUUUGGAGGGAGUAGGUUAUGGACUAAAAUCAACAUUCACUGGUAUAGCAUCUGGAAUUACAGGAGUGAUAGAGAAUCCUUAUUCAGGAGCAAAGAAGGACGGAGUUACUGGGUUUUUGAAAGGUACUUAUAAAGGUGUAAGUGGUUUAGUAGUGAAACCAAUCAGCGGUGCCUUAGAUUUCUUUUCAAAAACAUCAGAGGGUAUUAAAAAUACUGCUUCUUCAAACGAUAAGCAGGUAACUAAAAUUAGAUCAAUGAGACCAUUUUAUGGAAAGUAAUAGUUGAUCAAGGUUUAUGAUGAGUUUCAUGCUUAUGUUGUCUAGCAUUUGAUGAAAAUUAGUAGAGGAGCUUAUUCAAAGGACCAUUUUAUUGAUGCACUUCACUAUGCUAAUCCAACUGUAAACUGGACAAUUGUUCUGACAGAGGAGCAUUUACUAUUGGUCAACUCAGUUACUAGAGAAGUUAUUAAUUCAUUUGACUCUAUGAAUCUUAAUAAUGUGAAGAAACUUGGUUAGAAUUUCAUAUAAGUAAAUGUUCUGAUAAACGAGAAUGGUUACCAAACAAUAAAAGAAGCUUUCAGAUUACAAUUCGAUGAUCCCAAGAUGUUCGAGAGAUACUAUAAAAAGCUUAGAUAUUACAUCUAUAAAUUACAAUCAGAAAACUCGUGA